Aspergillus oryzae RIB40 is the source of this 525-nucleotide messenger RNA. RefSeq names its product GAT domain-containing protein. NCBI's taxonomy places the organism in Eukaryota, Fungi, Ascomycota, Eurotiomycetes, Eurotiales, Aspergillaceae. Gene Ontology annotation, molecular function: phosphatidylinositol binding; ubiquitin binding. The record is from RefSeq and is a predicted model, not a curated record. The transcript has a single exon. The coding region runs from base 1 to 525 and encodes 174 amino acids.
AUGGCGGAGAACGAGCUCAUCAAGGAGUUCUCUGACCGAUGUCGGUCGGCAUCACACACCAUCCAGCAGUAUAUACACUCGACGAACCCUCCACCGGACGAGGAUACUCUCCUGACCUUGAUUGAAGCGAAUGAUGAGCUUUCUAUGUCGCUAUCUAGGCACCAACGUGCUCUUCUUAACGCGCGUCGAGCCUUAGGACAAUCGGAUAGCCAGUCACCCUCGCUGUCCGAGACUACUCCACUAGGUGCUUCCAGUGCUACCCCCCCACCGGUGCCGCCGCGGGAUACGCAAAACCCCUAUAUACCACCAGCAAUGCCCCCAGCGGCGUCAAGCCCCAGCGGGAUUUCAACGCCGACGAACAACAGCAUGGGCCGAUCGGAGUAUCGGUCGGAGGACUUUCAGGUGCAGAACCCAUUCGCCGAUAACUUCAACACUACUACUACCGGCCCACCAGAAGGACGGACGGAGGGGACAGCGAACGACUCGUGGUACGAUCCGUAUCAGCGACCUAUACAGCGCGCGUGA